Molecule: messenger RNA, 1393 nt
Organism: Elephantulus edwardii (Cape elephant shrew)
Lineage: Eukaryota; Metazoa; Chordata; Mammalia; Macroscelidea; Macroscelididae
Gene: RASSF9
Product: Ras association (RalGDS/AF-6) domain family (N-terminal) member 9
Exons: 2
Coding region: 3-1310 (435 amino acids)
Biological process (GO): signal transduction
Source: RefSeq, a predicted model, not a curated record
CCAUGGCUCCCUUUGGAAAAAACUUAUUAAAGACUCGGCAUAAAAACAGAUCUCCAACUAAGGACAUGGACUCAGAAGAGAAGGAAAUUGUGGUUUGGGUUUGCCAAGAAGAAAAGAUUGUCUGUGGGUUAACUAAACAUACUACCGCUGCUGAUGUCAUCCAGGCUUUGCUGGAGGAACAUGAGGCUACACUUGGAGAGAAACGAUUUCUUCUGGGAAAGCCCAGUGACUACUGCAUCAUAGAAAAGUGGAGAGGCUCAGAACGUGCUCUUCCUCCUCUAACUAGAAUCCUCAAGUUGUGGAAAGCAUGGGGAGACGAGCAGCCCAAUAUGCAAUUUGUUUUGGUUAAAGCAGAUGCUUUCCUUCCAGCCCCCCUGUGGCGGACAGCUGAAGCUAAACUGGUACAAAACACAGAAAAACAGUGGGAACUCAGCCCAGCAAAUUACAUGAAGACAUUACCACCGGAUAAACAAAAAAGAAUAGUCAGGAAAACCUUCAGGAAACUAGCUAAAAUUAAGCAAGACAUGAUUUCCCAAGAUAGAGAGAGCAUGGAGACGUUAGUUCAUCUGAUUAUUUCCCAGGACCACACAAUUCAUCAGCAAGUCAAGAGAAUGAAAGAGCUGGAUCUAGAAAUCGAGCAGUGUGAGGCUAAGUUCCACCUUGAUCGCAUAGAGAAUGACGGUGAAAAUUAUGUCCAGGAUGCAUAUUUAAUACCUAGCUUCAGAGAUGUUGAACAAAAACUAGACUUUCAGUUUGAUGAAAGCGAGUUACUGGAGGACUUGAGCAAAUGUAAUGGAAUUGUACAACUGGAAGAGCGACUCCGAUAUUACAGAAUGCUCAUUGAUAAGCUCUCCACAGAAAUAGAGAAAGAGGUGCAAAGUGUUUGCUUUGAGAUAAAUGAAGACACAGAAGAGGCUGCUGUGGGUGAACUGGAAUGUGCAGACUUGGAAAGUGUUAAGUGUGAUUUAGAGAAAAGCAUGAAAGCUGGUUUGAAAAUCCACUCCCACUUGAGUGGGAUCCAAAAAGAGAUUAAAUACACUGACUCAUUGCUUCAGAUGAAAGCAAAGGAAUAUGAGCUUCUGGCCAAGGAGCUCAAUUCACUUCACAUUGGUAAUAAAGAUGGAUGCCAGCUAAACGAAAACAGAGAGAAGGAACUUGAAGUUCCUCACAGCAGUGGGGACGUUCCUCCAUUUACUCAAAGAGUAUUUAACAUGUACACAAAUGACACAGACUCUGACACUGGUAUCAGCUCAAACCACAGCCAGGACUCUGAGAUGGCUGGAGGGGAUGUCGUGCUGUUGUCAACUUAAUUAUAAUGACUUCUUUCUGACCUUAAUGUCUGACCUUUAUGAUGUUGUCUGUUUAAAAUAGCAAUCUUUAUUUUAAAUAUUAC